GGCACCGCCUCCUCGUCUGCUCAGUCCCAUGUCCAUGUGAUGCAAGCGGUUGGAUGCGUGUUUCCCCCAUUUUCCUCCGCGUCCUUGCUCGUGCGUGUCUGCUACCCGUUCUUCCUCCUGCCUGCUCCUUCCUGCGGACUUCGUCUCCUCUUCCCCACUCGGAGCUACCAAAUCCCACCCCUUCCCAUCCCCACUACUACUAGUACUCCCCCUCCCCCUUCCCCUUCGCUCCGUUCUCCAUUGCCACCGCCGGCUUGUCCCCUCCUCGCCCCUUCAGCUCCUUCAGACUUGUUCAUCCAAGAGAGGAGGAGGAGGACUGGAGGAGGCAUCCGCCGCCAUUACUCUCACCUCACCUGCUUGCGCGUUUGACUCGUCCUCGACUCGGAGUCGAAUGAUCAACCACUGACCGAUACGAGCUCCACUUCCCCCAUGGCCUCCAACGGCGGCGGCGGCGGCGUCCUCCGCCACAGCAACAGCAGCCGCCUCUCGCGCAUGUCCUACUCCGGCGAGGACGGCCGCGGCGCCCAGGCCCCCGCCGGCGACCGCCCCAUGGUCACCUUCGCCCGCCGCACCCACUCCGGACGCUACGUCAGCUACUCCCGCGACGACCUCGACAGCGAGGUCGGCGGCAUCGGCGACUUCUCCCCCGAGCACCAGGAGUUCCUCAGCUACCACGUCCACAUCCCGGCCACCCCCGACAACCAGCCCAUGGAUCCCGCCAUCUCCGCCCGCGUCGAGGAGCAGUACGUCUCCAACUCCCUCUUCACCGGCGGCUUCAACAGCGUCACGCGCGCCCACCUCAUGGACAAGGUCAUCGAGUCCGAGGCCAGCCACCCGCAGAUGGCCGGCGCCAAGGGAUCCUCCUGCGCCAUCAACGGAUGCGACGCCAAGGUCAUGAGCGACGAGCGCGGCGAGGACAUCCUCCCCUGCGAAUGCGACUUCAAGAUCUGCGCCGAGUGCUUCGGCGACGCCGUCAAGAACGGUGGUGGCGUCUGCCCUGGGUGCAAGGAGCCGUACAAGAACACGGAGCUGGAGGAUGUGGUCGGCGGCGCGGCUGGGGCGAGGGCCACGCUGUCGCUGCCACCACCACCCGGUGCUGGUGGUGCUGCCGCGUCCAGGAUGGAGAGGCGGCUGUCGAUAAUGCGGUCGCAGAAGGCCUUGACCAGGAGCCAGACUGGGGACUGGGAUCACAACCGGUGGCUCUUUGAGACAAAAGGGACAUAUGGGUAUGGCAAUGCCAUAUGGCCCAAGGAGAAUGAGGUGGAGAGCGGUGGUGGUGGUGGAGGCGGCCUAGGUGGAGCCGACGGCCAGCCAGCCGAGUUCACCACCAAGCCAUGGAGGCCGCUCACCCGGAAGCUUUCCAUCCCUGCUGGCAUCCUUAGCCCAUACAGGCUUCUCAUUCUAAUCCGUAUGGCCGUGCUCGGUCUGUUCCUUACAUGGAGAAUUAGGCACAAGAAUGAGGAUGCAAUUUGGCUGUGGGGCAUGUCUGUUGUUUGUGAACUCUGGUUUGGCUUUUCAUGGCUGCUUGAUCAGUUGCCAAAGCUGUGCCCUGUGAACCGAGCAACCGACCUUGCUGUCCUCAAAGACAAGUUUGAGACCCCAACACCGUCGAACCCUACUGGACGAUCAGAUCUACCAGGGCUUGAUAUAUUCGUGUCCACUGCUGAUCCAGAGAAAGAACCGCCAUUGGUCACAGCAAACACUAUCCUUUCCAUCCUUGCUGCUGACUACCCUGUGGAGAAGCUUUCUUGCUAUGUUUCUGAUGAUGGAGGGGCUCUCCUGACAUUUGAAGCCAUGGCUGAAGCUGCUAGUUUUGCCAACAUGUGGGUUCCUUUCUGUCGCAAGCACAACAUUGAGCCUCGCAAUCCUGAGAGCUACUUCAAUCUGAAGAGGGAUCCAUACAAGAAUAAGGUUCGUCAGGAUUUUGUCAAGGAUAGGAGGAGGGUUAAGAGGGAGUAUGAUGAGUUCAAGGUCAGGAUCAAUGGGCUGCCUGAGUCAAUCCGCCGUCGCUCCGAUGCUUACCAUGCCAGGGAGGAAAUUAAGGCGAUGAAGAGGCAGCGAGAGACUGCUCUUGAUGAUGCUGUGGAGCCUGUUAAGAUCCCUAAAGCUACCUGGAUGGCUGAUGGCACGCACUGGCCUGGUACCUGGAUCCAGCCUUCUGCUGAGCACACACGUGGUGACCAUGCUGGAAUAAUUCAGGUGAUGCUGAAACCUCCUAGUGAUGAUCCCUUGUAUGGCAGCACUGGUGAAGAAGGCAGACCUCUUGAUUUCACUGAGGUUGACAUCCGUUUGCCAAUGUUGGUCUACGUGUCCCGAGAGAAGCGCCCUGGUUAUGACCACAACAAGAAGGCUGGUGCGAUGAAUGCCCUAGUCCGUUCAUCUGCUGUGAUGUCAAAUGGCCCCUUCAUCCUCAACCUCGACUGUGACCACUAUGUUUACAACUCCCAAGCUUUCCGUGAAGGCAUGUGCUUCAUGAUGGAUCGUGGCGGUGACCGUAUUGGCUAUGUCCAGUUCCCACAGCGGUUCGAAGGCAUUGAUCCAUCAGAUCGGUAUGCUAACCACAACACUGUCUUCUUUGAUGUCAACAUGCGUGCACUGGAUGGUCUCAUGGGACCAGUCUAUGUGGGCACUGGCUGUCUCUUCCGCCGUGUUGCGCUAUAUGGAUUUGACCCUCCACGCGACAAGGAACAUGGUGGCUGCUGCAGCUGUUGCUUCCCCCAGAGACGCAAGGUCAAGACUUCAGCUGCUGCACCGGAAGAAACCCGGGCACUGCGUAUGGCAGACUUUGAUGAGGAUGAAAUGAACAUGUCAUCAUUCCCCAAGAAGUUUGGUAACUCGAACUUCCUCAUCAACUCUAUUCCAAUUGCUGAAUUCCAAGGGCGCCCGCUAGCUGAUCACCCUGGUGUCAAGAACGGCCGCCCUCCGGGUGCUCUCACUGUCCCCCGGGACCUUCUUGAUGCCUCCACAGUUGCUGAGGCCAUCAGUGUCAUCUCAUGCUGGUAUGAAGACAAGACUGAGUGGGGCCACCGUGUCGGUUGGAUCUAUGGUUCAGUCACAGAGGAUGUGGUCACUGGAUACCGGAUGCACAACCGUGGAUGGAAGUCAGUGUACUGUGUAACCAAGCGCGAUGCCUUCCGUGGCACUGCACCCAUCAAUCUCACUGACCGUCUCCACCAGGUGCUCCGAUGGGCUACUGGUUCAGUGGAAAUCUUCUUCUCCCGCAACAAUGCGCUGCUCGCAAGCCGCAAGAUGAAGUUCCUUCAGAGGAUUGCAUACCUGAACGUUGGCAUCUACCCGUUCACAUCAAUCUUCCUCAUUGUCUACUGCUUCCUGCCGGCGCUCUCCCUCUUCUCGGGGCAGUUCAUCGUGAAGACACUCAACGUGGCCUUCCUGACCUACCUGCUGGUGAUCACCCUGACGCUGUGCCUUCUGGCAGUGUUGGAGAUCAAGUGGUCAGGGAUCAGCCUGGAAGAGUGGUGGCGUAACGAGCAGUUCUGGCUGAUCGGAGGUACAAGCGCCCACCUUGCUGCGGUGCUCCAGGGGCUUUUGAAGGUGAUUGCGGGCAUUGAGAUCUCCUUCACGCUGACAUCCAAGUCAGGCGGCGACGACGAGAACGACGAGUUUGCGGACCUGUACAUCGUGAAGUGGACCUCGCUGAUGAUCCCGCCAAUCGUGAUCAUGAUGGUGAACCUGAUCGCCAUCGCGGUGGGGUUCAGCCGGACCAUCUACAGCGAGAUCCCACAGUGGAGCAAGCUCCUGGGUGGUGUGUUCUUCAGCUUCUGGGUGCUGGCCCACCUGUACCCGUUCGCCAAGGGGCUGAUGGGGAGGAGGGGCCGGACGCCGACCAUCGUCUUCGUCUGGGCAGGCCUCCUGUCCAUCACCAUCUCGCUGCUGUGGGUGGCCAUCAACCCGCCGUCGCAGAACUCCCAGAUCGGUGGAUCAUUCACGUUCCCGUGAGCGAUCACUCUUGCAUGAAUUUCUUGCGCUGGUGGGAAGGGAAGUUCUGACUGUUGAAAUGAUUAGGUGCUUUUGUUGGAAUUGAUAGUACUAUAUAUAUCAUGAGUUACCAUAGUUCUUUUGUUCUUUAAUUUUUGCCCUGUACCAAUAUGAGAAUUGGUUCUGUUGGACCAUGAAACGAGUACAAAUUUCCAUGUUCCUGGCUA
Messenger RNA from Setaria italica (foxtail millet), 4163 nucleotides. Its product is annotated as cellulose synthase-like protein D2. The record is from RefSeq and is a predicted model, not a curated record. Bases 430 to 3957 code for a protein of 1175 amino acids. Gene Ontology annotation, cellular component: plasma membrane; trans-Golgi network. Lineage: Eukaryota; Viridiplantae; Streptophyta; Magnoliopsida; Poales; Poaceae. Gene Ontology annotation, biological process: cellulose biosynthetic process; plant-type primary cell wall biogenesis. Gene Ontology annotation, molecular function: mannan synthase activity; cellulose synthase (UDP-forming) activity. The transcript has 4 exons.